This is a messenger RNA of Magallana angulata, 556 nucleotides long. RefSeq names its product perlucin-like protein. NCBI's taxonomy places the organism in Eukaryota, Metazoa, Mollusca, Bivalvia, Ostreida, Ostreidae. The coding region runs from base 56 to 523 and encodes 155 amino acids. The record is from RefSeq and is a predicted model, not a curated record. Gene Ontology annotation, molecular function: signaling receptor activity. The transcript has 4 exons.
CUCACAUUAAGUUAAAUAAAGUUAUUCCAAACAUUUAUCAAUACAUUCGUUUUGGAUGAAAACAAUGAACGGAGAGAAGAAUUAUUUUGGUCUGUUCUUCGUGAUUUUGGCUAUUCUACAGACCGCAUCAGGUCACAAUUGCUAUCAUGGUUGGGCGCCUUACAAAAGCCAUUGCUAUUACCUUUCUACAACAGAGGUUACGUUGAAAGAAGCCUUGGAGGCUUGCUAUAAUAUGCAGGCUGAUCUUCUGGAAGUAAAGGACAGAAUGGAAGAGAGAUGGUUGGAAUUGCAAUUCAAAAUCAGAGGCUAUGUUCACGGAGUUUGGUUGGGAUAUAGUGACCUUUUACAGGAAAACCAAUUUUUGACCAUUUCUAAUGCUGAACCACUUAACUACAAACACUGGAAUAGCGGGGAACCUAGUAAUACGAACGGACGGGAACACUGCGUGGGAUACAGUAUGGGGACAAAAAACUGGAAUGAUUGUUAUUGCACCGGCAAACUGAACUAUGUGUGCAAAAAAUAAAGGCAAUUAACUUUAACGUCAUUAGUUUUUGUU